GUCGUCGGUAAAACAAUCUCCCCUCGAAAUAAGUUCCUAUUCUACGGGUAUAACCUAUCCGUCUUGGCUCUAUUUUUUUUUCUAUUAUUAUUCUUUUUCACUGCUCCAUUCAUCACAUUUAGCAUCUUUUUUCUAAUUUCUUUUUCUUCUCCACCUUGUAUUACAAAACUAGCCAAUUUAGCUCGCCGAUAGUCUUUCAUCACAUAUAUAGCGAGACAUGGAUUCACAGUACCCUGCUACUUCAUUACCACCUCCGGCACAAUACUAUGCAUCCGGUGCGGGCACCACGGCAACCGCACCGCCAAUGCCCGACGGGUUAGGUUCUUCAUCAUAUAUGCAUGAACCUCGGCAACGUCGACCAUCACCACAACAGGGUUACGAAGAUAAGGACGGCAACAACAGCAGCAGCAGCAGCAGCACUAGCAGCAGCACUGAGCAACAACCUCAGCAACAACCGCCCGCAGCGGGUGGGCUGUCAGGGAUUGAAGCUUAUUGCGGAUCGAUCGGAUAUGACGAGCGGGAAAAAAGAUCUUAUGAACUAGUAGUAUGCCAACAGCCACUGCACGCACGUAUGUGUGGUUUCGGCGAAAAGGACCGACGACCAAUUGAUCCACCACCGAUCGUCAAAUUAAUUGUUCAACAAGAAGGCCAACAAGGUCCUGUGGAUGUACAAACGCUACAAACGCCCUUCUUUGUAUUGCAUGUGACAUUAUGGUCUGCCGACAGAGAAGAGGAACGAAAUAUCAUUUCGAAUCCACCCAAAUGCACUCGUGUCUUGAUGGGGUCGUUGGUCAGCUCGCCCAGCUUACUAAAGAAUCCAGCAGGUGAACAGGGGUUGUACUUUGCAUUCCCAGAUUUGAGCAUUCGAACCGAAGGAAGAUAUACAUUACGGUUCAGUUUGAUGAAACUCGCUAGCUCGGAUUUUCAAACGGAUGCUAAAUCAAAGAUCAUUGCACAAGUAUUCUCGGAUCCAUUCACUGUGUAUUCUGCUAAAAAGUUCCCUGGCAUGACAGAAUCGACCGAACUAUCCAAGGCAUUUGCUAAGCAGGGAUUGAAAAUACCCAUUCGUAAUGAUGGUAAGCAACUAGAUACAUAGAUACAGUAAAGGAAUUCCAACAUAUGUUUAACGUGCAUUGUUUAUGUUGUACAUAGUACGGGCAAGGAAGGGCGGGUCUGAACUAUGAUCUCGUUGGUUUUUUGACCUUCUUCUCUCACAGCCUUGGCUUCGUCAACACCACAUAAAAACAACACAACACUACGCACAUUCGCUCACUCUCACUGUCACUCACAUACACAACUCACAACUCACCCAUACACAAAAGACAAUAAACAUGAUGCCUUGAAGAAAAAGGAAAUGGAUAUGUUUCAGACCGUUGGGUAGUACCUAUUGACUGCGGGACAAGUGCCUCAUUAGCGACCUCCAACUUUUGGUCAGUACGAUUUGCCCAAAUCGAGCUGGUGAUAGCACACUGGACGGGUC
This is a messenger RNA of Zychaea mexicana, 1480 nucleotides long. Its product is annotated as velvet factor-domain-containing protein. NCBI's taxonomy places the organism in Eukaryota, Fungi, Mucoromycota, Mucoromycetes, Mucorales, Lichtheimiaceae. The record is from RefSeq and is a predicted model, not a curated record. The transcript is spliced from 6 exons. The coding region runs from base 218 to 1096 and encodes 292 amino acids.